Molecule: messenger RNA, 1120 nt
Organism: Jaculus jaculus (lesser Egyptian jerboa)
Lineage: Eukaryota; Metazoa; Chordata; Mammalia; Rodentia; Dipodidae
Gene: Phospho2
Product: phosphatase, orphan 2
Exons: 4
Coding region: 378-1103 (241 amino acids)
Molecular function (GO): phosphatase activity
Source: RefSeq, a predicted model, not a curated record
GGCGGCUGACCCCGGGCCUGGGUCAGUGAGCGGCCCUCGGCCCCCGCCAAGCCUGCGAUUCCCACCCGCAGCUGGUGCGCUGCUCACGGGGGGUCGACCCCCGGCGAGGUCCCCGGCGCUUCCCUUGGGGUGGACCCUGCGGCAGGUUUUCUAUCAGAUGUCCUACUGUAAUAAUGCUGGAGUUAAGAAGUUUCCGUUCCUUUGCUCCAAAUCAGAGCAGUUUGUUCUCUGCAUACAGAAAUGGAGUGAUAUUUAAAAAGAGCUGGCUCUUGGUAGAUGUUUAAAACUGGAUUGGAAUGAUCUAAGCUCUGUGCUGAAGUAAGGUCAGUUGCACUGCAUAUACUAAUUUGGGGUAACCCAAAUCCAUUACUGAGACCAUGAAAAUUUUGUUGGUGUUUGACUUCGACAAUACAAUCAUAGAUGACAAUAGUGACACCUGGAUUGUGCAAUGUGCUCCAGACAAAAAACUUCCUGUUGAACUAGAAGAUUCUUAUGAGAAAGGAUUUUGGACAGAAUUUAUGGGCAGAGUGUUUAAGUACUUGGGAGAAGAAGGUGUAAAAGCCGAAGAAAUGAAGAGAGCAGUGACGUCGAUGCCUUUCACUUUUGGGAUGGCAGAACUCUUCAGCUUUAUAAGGAAGCAUAAGAACAAAUUUGACUGUAUCAUUAUUUCAGAUUCAAAUUCUGUCUUCAUAAGUUGGGCUUUAGAAGCUGCUAAUUUUCAUGAUGUCUUUGAUAAGGUGUUUACAAAUCCAGCAGCAUUUGAUAGCAAUGGUCAUCUCACUGUGGAAAAUUACCAUGCUCAUUCUUGUAAUAGGUGCCCAAAGAAUCUCUGCAAAAACGUAGUUUUGGAAGAAUUUGUAGAUAAACAGUUAAAAGAGGGAGUGAAUUACACACAAGUUGUUUACAUAGGUGAUGGUGGAAAUGACGUCUGUCCAGUAACCUUUCUGAAGAAGAAUGAUGUUGCCAUGCCACGAAAAGGAUACACCUUACAUAAAACUCUUUCUAGAAUGUCUCAAAAUCUCCAGCCUAUGGAAUCUAAUGUUGUAGUCUGGUCUUCCGGUCUUGAAAUAAUUUCCCAUUUACAGUUUCUAAUAAAAGAGUAAUAUGCCAACAACUAAAA